Messenger RNA from Anopheles darlingi, 2350 nucleotides. RefSeq names its product glycine receptor subunit alpha-3-like. The record is from RefSeq and is a predicted model, not a curated record. Gene Ontology annotation, biological process: chloride transmembrane transport; chemical synaptic transmission; nervous system process. The transcript has 5 exons. Gene Ontology annotation, molecular function: neurotransmitter receptor activity; chloride channel activity; extracellular ligand-gated monoatomic ion channel activity. Bases 471 to 1799 code for a protein of 442 amino acids. NCBI's taxonomy places the organism in Eukaryota, Metazoa, Arthropoda, Insecta, Diptera, Culicidae. Gene Ontology annotation, cellular component: neuron projection; membrane; synapse.
GUGAAAGAUCCAGCACAUUGUCACCAGUAGUAGUGGAAGGAAGAAGCAAGAAGUAGUGCACGAAUUAGUGUCCCAGGUUGUGCUGUGAGUUUAAAGCCUCUUAGUUUGUUGCAAAUUCCCCUAAAAGAAAAAGUCAAAACCGCAGGUCGACUAAUGAACAGUACGGAUCCGUUUACGACGGUUUGUGGAUCGAACUGUUUAAAAGCCAUACAGCGAGGAUGCGAAAGAAUCGUUAAAGAGUUUAGAUAAUGAAAUCGUUGUCCGGGCCGGUGGAACCGUGGAAAUUGUGCUUUGGUUUUGGUGGCAUCUAGCAUCCGCCAGCAAUACAUCUCCACCUACACAGGAGCUCGUCCUUUGGUGGUUGGUCGUUUGCAGCUUCAUCGUUAGAUCGCACAUCGCGUAAGGAUACUUUCGAUCGAAAACGGAUAACACUCGUACCGAACUCGUGGGCAAACUAUUCGACGAAGGACAUGUCGAAGCAGUAUGUAUUGGGUGGACUGCUCGUGAUGGUGGUACACUGUAUCCGAGAGAUCAACGGAGAGUACCAAACCAGUCUUACGUUCAACGACAUUUUACCGGAGGAUCCAAAGCUGUACGAUAAGAUGCGGCCACCGAAGAAGGACGGGCAACCGACCAGCGUCGCCUUCCACGUGACCGUUAUGGGGCUGGAUUCGAUCGACGAAAACUCGAUGACGUACGCGGCCGACAUCUUUUUCGCGCAAACCUGGAAGGAUCACCGGUUACGGUUGCCGGAGAAUAUGACUUCCGAGUAUCGGUUGCUCGAGGUGGACUGGCUCAAAAACAUGUGGCGACCGGAUUCGUUUUUCAAGAACGCCAAAUCGGUCACCUUCCAAACGAUGACCAUUCCCAAUCACUACAUGUGGCUGUACAAGGACAAGACGAUACUGUACAUGGUGAAGCUGACACUGAAGCUGUCCUGUGCGAUGAACUUCCUCAUCUAUCCUCACGAUACGCAGGAAUGCAAGCUGCAGAUGGAGAGCCUAUCUCACACAACGGACGAUAUGGUGUUCCAAUGGGACGAAGAGGUACCACUGGUGGUAGAUGAGCACAUCGAGCUGCCACAACUGGCGCUGGUUAAGAACUAUACGGCCGAUUGCACGCAGGUCUAUUCCACCGGUAACUUCACCUGUCUCGAGGUGGUGUUUGUGUUGAAGCGACGCCUAGGAUACUAUCUGUUUCACACCUACAUUCCAACCUGUCUUAUCGUCAUCAUGUCGUGGGUUUCGUUUUGGAUCAAACCGGAAGCGGCUCCGGCACGCGUAACGUUGGGUGUGACGUCACUGCUGACGCUCAGCACACAGCACGCCAAAUCGCAGGCAUCGCUACCACCGGUCUCCUACCUGAAGGCGGUCGAUGCCUUCAUGUCCGUUUGCACAAUAUUUGUGUUUAUGGCGCUGAUGGAGUACUGUCUGGUGAACAUUGUAUUGGGUGAUUCAGAUCCACCGACACCGAAGCCACAUCCACCCAAGAUGGAUAAGUUCUUCGAUUUCAAUGCCAAAAAUGGCAAACGGAACAGCAAAUCGCAUGAUCAUCCGCAUGACGUUCCCAUCACGACGUUCCAGCGCCAGGAGAGCACACUGCUGCUAUCGCCCGUGCCACACAUUCAAACGAUACCGCCACCACCCUGCAAACCGGCCUCGGCCAUACCGAAGCUAACGCCAGCUCAGAUGCGCCUCAAGCGCGCCAUCAACAUCGAUCGCUUCUCCCGAGUGUUCUUUCCCUUUCUCUUUACUCUGCUCAACGUUACGUACUGGAUCAUGUUCUGGGAGUACAUUUAAGGUGCAGAGGCAGCAGUUACAGUUAGAGUGCUUAACGAGAGAGGGAGACAAUAGAGUACAGUGUAGCCCAGUAGAGUCUGUGGAAUGGGACAGAAUUAUGUAAAAAAAAUAAUGAAACACCAUGCGCCUCCAUUGAACGUUUCAGCGUGAGCGAGAUGUCCUUAUUAAGGUGCAUCGGUUCACAUCGGUUUCGGUAAGAGGAUAAGAGCAGGUUUACGGAAGCGGAAAAGCAGCAGGUAAAUGGUGCGGGGAAUGAACGGAACUUGACCAUUUGUUCAUGUAGAAAACGCAAAUAAAAUCGAAAGAUCUGAUGAUGUUAAUGCAAAGACCUAAUAUUAUAAGCCCAAGCCUAUCGAAUGUACGAUACACCCCUAGCAAACAGGGGAAGCUUACAAAAUAGAUUUAUUGUAGGUUAAUCAAUAAGUGCGCGCCAAUAAUGAAUUACGCUAAUAAUAUGAACUGUAAGUGUAAAAUGUUUAGUGCACAUGCACGAGCACACCGUUUGUGCGGGUAGUUUAAAGUGACUAAUAAGAAUGCUAACUCAACUUCAA